Dermochelys coriacea (leatherback sea turtle) is the source of this 3067-nucleotide messenger RNA. It is a transcript of the gene ASCL3, whose product is annotated as achaete-scute family bHLH transcription factor 3. NCBI's taxonomy places the organism in Eukaryota, Metazoa, Chordata, Testudines, Dermochelyidae. Gene Ontology annotation, biological process: regulation of transcription by RNA polymerase II; developmental process. Gene Ontology annotation, molecular function: protein dimerization activity; RNA polymerase II transcription regulatory region sequence-specific DNA binding; DNA-binding transcription factor activity, RNA polymerase II-specific. The transcript has 2 exons. The record is from RefSeq and is a predicted model, not a curated record. Bases 2166 to 2693 code for a protein of 175 amino acids.
CUCUAUAGCAAUGAAACAAUCUUUGGUUUUGUAUUUGUCUUGGACAUUAGGAUGGCAGAUAGUGUUUUGUGUAAUCCUGGUGUGCAGCAAAAGUGUUAGUGCCAUCCAGCCAAUGCUAUGAAUUUCUGAUUUUUUAUUUUUUUGCUAUACAGUGCUUAUGUAGAUUUUAUCUUAUGGUGUAAUAUUUAACAUUCACAUGUCAGUAGAAUAUAAUCAAAGAAAAUAAUUCAUUUUUUCUCAUAUUAACAAAAGGAACAAUCACCCUUUGCUGUUGUGCAUUUAUCUAUAAUAGCUAUAUGUUCACCUCAGAUUUUCCCUCAUGUAUAGCAAGUUAAUUUGUCUUCUGUAACUGAACAUGAAUUUGUGUGUUCUGUGCAUGUGUGGCUAGCUUAUGAAAGCAACUGUUCUAGAACAUACUUGAUUUUCUCUUUUGGAGAAUUUUUGGUGAAUAUGGAUUCUCAAUUCAGUGAAAGUUUUUAGUAAAAUCAAAACUGAAUUAAAUCAGAAUUUUGAGAUUGGAUACACAAAUAUUUUGACUAAACAUGACUUUACACAUGGGAAUAAUGUGCACUUGGGAUCUGAAGACAGGCCCAAACUUUGGUCACACAAUUCCCUCCCUUUUGAGUUUGGAGGGUAUGAAAGUAUUAGAAAAUCUGCUAAAAUAGCCCCAAAUCUUUGUGAAGGAGUUGAAUCAAUGGUGGCAUUCCCUCCGUCAGGUAGCAGACAUCCUUCUGUGUACACACUGAACACCUAGUGCGUGGCAAUUUUUUUUUUUUUAAUGAGCGAUGGAAGUAGGGCAUUUCCAGUAGUGCUUUUUAGUUCUCCUCCCCCUUUUUCCUUAGAAGGCAUGAUGGAACCUGACUACCUUAGAUGGUGACACCUUGAUGACAUAGGGGUGGAUGGUAGCAAAAGGAAAACAGGCUGGUCUCUAUACAAGCAAGGAUUGCAUACAGUCACUGAAAAUCAAUAGUGGUCUUAUGAAUUUGCAGCUACAUUUUUUUUAAAGGGUAGCUUUGUUACAAAAACCAUACUGGAGGGCUGAGGUUAAACCACUCUUAUAGUACCUUGACAAUCCCAUAGAAGUACAAUAUAGCUUCGUAUUAGAGAGACGAUUUUACUGUCUCUCUCAAACUUCCAAAUGUGAUUUUAAUGGUUAAAUACAAAUCGUGGACAAUUGGUUCUGUCAUAUCUGCUGACAGGCAGAUAUAGCAAGAGUAUGUGGUCCUCUAAUGGGCCAUCAUGAAUUAAAGGGAGUGCGGCUCUAUACAAAACUCCAAAGGGAAGUUCAUUCACUUACCAUGUAGACAGGUAUUGGAGGGGUAGCCGUGUUAGUCUGGAUCUGUAAAAGCAGCAUCCAACUAAGUGGGUAUUCACCCACAAAAGCUUAUGCUCCAAUACGUCUGUUAGUCUAUAAGGUGCCACAGAACUCUUUGCCGCUUUUACCAUGUAGAAACCCCUCUCCCUAAUAAAACUAACAAACAAACAAAAUGUUUGUACAGCUGGAAUGUAAUCUGAACAACUUUCAUUAGCAUUGUUUAAUACUGGCUAUUAAAAUGAUCCUCAAAUAAUCCUAUCUCAAUGGGAGGUGGAGGGGGGGGAACGGACUCUGCAAAACAAUCCUGGGUACAAGAAUUCAUAAGGGAUCCACUUCAGAGGAGACGUGUGGAACCAGUGUGUCACUUUACAGACAUAAAAAUAAGAUUGAGGUCCCUGCACAAAGGAGUCUUCAAUCUAAUUGCAACAUAAUACAGUGAGUGAAAACAUUAAACAUAUCGGUGAAAAGACAAAAUAAGGGGAAGAGUUUAAAACGCUCGAUGAAUGUUUUGUUUGGCUCAGUGAAGGUUACAGGCACUUAAGUUGUAAUGGUUUUGGGGGGAAUGUUGGGAUGGAGAGGCUGUUUACUUUGCCAAUGUGCGAUGGGUAUAUGGCAGUGCCUGUCUCUCUCUGAGUGGCAGAAUGCUAACUGAAAGUGGUGAGGGUUGAAGAGGGAAUUGAAGGAGAUUGAAGUCACUAGAGGCACAGGAGGAAGGAACAAAACUUCAGCCAGUUUUAUUUUAUAUAAUGCCAGCAAUAAGUAUUUUUUGUCAAUUUCAGACAGAGCUGGACAUAUGUUUGGAAAUGAAGAGGAUCCGGUGUUGCAAAUGCCAAGUUAAACACAAAACCCAAUGGAUAGUAAAAGCUACUGUAACUUCAUGGACACAUUGUCCGUCUACGACUCACAACAUGUACAACUGACUAGACCUUUCAGUGGGGACCCUUUUGUCACGUUUCAUGUGUACCCUGAGACACCGACCCAGUUCACUUGCUCUGAGGAUUUGCCACUACUUCCUUUUACAUCCGAGCAGUUGAUCACAGAGAACUUCUACAUGGAUCCUUGCAACUUUCCUUAUCAAGUGUCCCAGGCUAAUUAUGGCAGAGGUGACUAUUCUUACGGGCCAGCUUUCAUCAGAAAAAGGAAUGAAAGGGAAAGGCAGAGGGUUAAGUGUGUCAACGAAGGAUAUGCCAAACUCCGACGUCACCUGCCUGAGGAAUACUUAGAGAAACGGCUCAGCAAAGUAGAAACACUUCGAGCUGCAAUAAAAUACAUUCGCCAUCUACAAUCCGUUCUAUGCAGUGAUUCUGCAGUGACAGAGAAGAAUAACCUGGAACUGGGCCAUACUUCCAAGGCAAUUGCCAGAGAGAUCCAGUUUUGAGGACUAUCUGAACUGCUCUAGGGAAGAAAAAUAAUCACAGCUGAGGCUUAUAACAAUCACAUUAUUGGUGACACAAAUAUUUCUGUGAAACUGACACAUUUUAUGAACUGUACAAAGCACACAUCCCUACCAGUCUACUGGGGAAAGAGUUUAAAUUAUCCUACAGGGAAUUACAUUGAGAUGAGAAAUACUAAUCUACAAGAAAAUGAAAUGUAAAUUAUUUUAGUUAAUUCAUGGAAAUUAGAAAAAAAUCCAUUAACUUUGUUAGUUGAAAAGUGUAGUUGAAAGUACAACUAUAUUUCAUUUUUCAGAAAGGAGCAAAUGUAUAUGCCAUUUCAGUCUGCAUAUUUUAAAUAAAAUGUAACCUUCUCAUU